AUGUCGCUCGACCUGGACUGGAAUCUGUUGGACGACCAACUAUCCGACCGGUUCUUGGAGACCAUCAACCGCGCUCUCGAGGCAUCGGCCUCGAAACGACCUUCUUUCAUUGGCGAUAUUCAGUUUGAGAAGCUUGACUUUGGCUCUGACUCGCCAGAUGUAGCCAUCCGCUCGAUCACAGAUAUCUGGCCUGAUUUCGUCUCGAUCGACGAGCCACCCCUACGUCGACGCGGAGCGAGACAAACAACACCAGCAAGCAAUGCUACUACGCUGGUGGAGUCCCCCACAGACUCGUUUGGCGUGCACCAUGGCGGAGUUGGCGAAAUACCACUGAGGACAUAUACGCAGUUUGACGAUGCCGCCCCACCUAAUAGAAUUCACGGCCCACCGAGUGUUGUGUCAGCAAGCGUGGCGGGCAGCGGACCCAUGACACCGGCAGCAGCAGCUGGUGUUGCAAAUGUGUUCUCCCAGCAAUGGUCGACCGCUUUGGCGUCACGAGGGAUUCGUGCAGCUGGUAUGGGUAGUGCCACAUCCUUGCCACAGACGCAAGUGACCAGCCCGGUAGAUUCUGUACCGCCAUCUCCCGGCUACUUUCAGCAUUGGCAGCAGCACCAACAACUUGCAACAACUGGUUUCGUACCAUACUCGGUAAUCAACUCGAGACAGACGAGCCUGGACGCAUCCUCUUUGCGAGGCGGUGGAUCCGGUCCGCAAAGUAGCGUCAGUCAGAUCGGAGUCAAGCGCGACAGUAACAGCCUACAUCCACCUCUUGGCGGCACGUACGCCAACGGCCUUGGACCUCGAGCUUCAAUGCGAGCGACAUCUGCACCAUCAUUCCGUUCGAUCUCUGGUCAAAAUUCACCUGGUGAGGAGCGCGAAGCUGUCGCAUCUCCAUCGUCCGCCUCACAGUUGCCAUCGUUGCAGAUGCGACUCUCGCUCGUCUGGCCUACCACCACUUUCCGUCUGACUAUCACCACGAGUCUUCUGAUCAACUAUCCCAGCGCGGCGUUUAUGUCGCUGCCACUAACGCUGUCUGUGACAGGCUUCAUGAUGCGAUGCGGCGUCAUUGUCGCGCUGGAAGGCGAGCAUCAGCGCGCGCACGUCUGUCUCGUGCAGGAACAAGACGACGAGCGAGAUCCUGCGUUUGUCUCGGCUGGGCAAGCAGCAGCAGGCUCUGAAAAGAAACUCAAUAGCGCCGGCAUCAACAUCUUGCCCCAGCUAACGUUCGAGAGCGAAGUAGGCCAACAUGAAAAGCAUGUCCUGAAGAAUGUGGGUAAAGUGGAAAAAUUCAUCGCCGAGGUGAUACGCAAGGGACUAGAGGAUGAAUUGGUGUAUCCGAACUACUACACCAUUGAUCUGCCCGCUUCAAAGCGUCACUCUUUAUGA
Messenger RNA from Mycosarcoma maydis (corn smut), 1386 nucleotides. RefSeq lists its product as uncharacterized. Gene Ontology annotation, cellular component: ERMES complex. Gene Ontology annotation, biological process: phospholipid transport; mitochondrion organization. The coding region runs from base 1 to 1386 and encodes 461 amino acids. The record is from RefSeq and is a predicted model, not a curated record. Gene Ontology annotation, molecular function: lipid binding. Lineage: Eukaryota; Fungi; Basidiomycota; Ustilaginomycetes; Ustilaginales. The transcript has a single exon.